Messenger RNA from Aureobasidium subglaciale EXF-2481, 1835 nucleotides. RefSeq lists its product as uncharacterized. The record is from RefSeq and is a predicted model, not a curated record. The transcript has a single exon. Lineage: Eukaryota; Fungi; Ascomycota; Dothideomycetes; Dothideales; Saccotheciaceae. Bases 102 to 1658 code for a protein of 518 amino acids.
AGAACAUCUGAACGACACUCUUGAAAACUCGGAAGUGAUCACUGGAUUCGAAGAGCUGGUUACAUGGCCUUGACAUCUGAUCUCCAGCAGAUUGCGUAGCAAUGUCACAAGAUCUAUUGGCCGAAUUUGGUGAUUUCACCCUUAAAGACAACUCCAGCCAAAACAACUUUCCGCAUCAAAUACAGUCGAAUCACAACUCAAGUUUAGCCACUGUACAAGGAUUAAACAUACAGGCAAACAAUCAGAACGAUAAUCCAUGGGAUGAAGAAGAUGACGAUUUUGGUGAUUUCGAGGAACCAGAACCAACACCACAGCCAAUACCACAACGAAAACCAGAACCUCCAGCAGUGCCCAAACCAGUAGUGCAAUCUGCAAAAGAGAUCAAACCUACACCAAAGCCUACACCGCAGCCUGCGAAAAAGACAUCUGGUCCACCAGUCAUUUUGAAGAAAGCAGCAAAGGCGAGUCAAUUACCAAGCAAUCACCCAUUUGCAGGACAUGCAGACAUCCUUUUUGAUGCAGACGAGUACGACGAGUUUGAAGAUGCAGAUGUUGUUGGCUCUUGGGGUGAUGAAGACGACUUUGGAGAUUUCGAGACGAGCGCAACGCCGACUGUCGGCAGCGGCGGUAACCAAAAACCUACGGCUCCACCAGCUCAGCCGAAGACUACGAAGCCAUCGGCAGCGACGGUACCUUCAGCCGCUGUGGACCUUCUAGGUCUGGACGACCCACCAGAGACGACGAGUAGGGCAAGCAAACCAUCAGGCCCGCUGAGUGCACCAAAGAAAGCGGUUUCGGCUUCGAAGACUUCGUCCACACAUCCCGCUGCUGCACCUCGUCAAGAGUCUACAUUAUCAAACGACGAUGCUUGGGAUGAUUUUGAGUCACCAGAACCCGCAGGACUUCCAUCCUCGUCUCGACAGACAAAUACAGCAGACCAAGCACCACAAAUCAAGCUCCCAACCAACAUCUUAGGCGACCUCACCAUCCUCCCAUCAACCACAGGCGUCGCACCAUCCAACAUCCCCCCUCCCUCUCUUCUCCUAACAAUCUUCCCUCCAGUCCUUACCUCCCUCGCCCAGCAAUUCCUCCACCCCCUCAGCACCCUCUCCCCCUCCCAAAAAUCCACCUUCCUCUCCUCUCCAACCACAAAAGCCUUUCUCGGCUCCUAUGUAAUCCUAACACACAUCCUCGGCCACAUAAUCGCAGGCCGCAAAUCCCGAUGGAAGCGCGACAAACACCUCGCCCAAAGCAUGCGUAUCGGCCCCGCUGCAGCUCGCGGCGGUAUGAAACUCACCGGCGUCGAUAAAUCAGAAACCAGCCGUGAAGAUACAGAAGUGGAAGUCGUGCUUUCUGUUUACCGUGAGCAGGUGGGGAGAUUAAAGUCUGCGAUUACGGGGGCUUCUGUGCAUGGGAGUAAACUUACGGUGCCGGAGCUGGGGAGUGUGCUUGCUGUACGUGUUGCAAAAGCCGAUGAAGGUGCUAUUACUAGUACUCAAGCUUGUGCGCUCUGUGGGUUGAAGAGAGAGGAAAGGGUGAUGAAGGUGGAUGUUGCGGUUGAGGAUAGUUUUGGAGAGUUUUGGGUCGAUGGGACAAAUAUGCAUCGUGCAUGUUUGAGAUUCUGGGAAUUAUUCAAAGGACGCCUGAUGUCGAGAUAAACCUUUGAAAGCACACAAGCAUACAGAAGAGCGUCUUUGAAAGCAUACAAGCGUCUAAAAGAGCGUCAUGACUAUCCAUAUUGGACGUCGUUAAUAACCAAUCUCAAAAUUCGACACCUUCAUGUUUCACGUCAGAUAUAAUCACUCAACAAGUGCUUAAACUGAUGUAAAUAUCGG